AUGGCUGCAACUAGUACAUUGGCGCCCCCCGCUGUCUUGGGAGGGUUAUGGUGGCUUACCUUGGACCUGACGCCCAUGAACUGGACGCCAGGUUCGUCACUCAUAUCAAGAUUUGUUGUUACGAAGAGUGGGGAGCUUGGCCGGGAUAUAUAUAAAAGCCUGCUGGAAGCCCAUGGAAAGGAAGGCAAGGACGAGGAGGAUAUCGCUGCCAUGUUGGAUUGCCCGGAGAUACGCGCGAGGCUAAAGGCGGUAUACGAUUCUGCCGGAUAUUAA
Penicillium verhagenii is the source of this 273-nucleotide messenger RNA. RefSeq lists its product as uncharacterized. Lineage: Eukaryota; Fungi; Ascomycota; Eurotiomycetes; Eurotiales; Aspergillaceae. The record is from RefSeq and is a predicted model, not a curated record. The transcript has a single exon. Bases 1 to 273 code for a protein of 90 amino acids.